Molecule: messenger RNA, 2030 nt
Organism: Sorex fumeus (smoky shrew)
Lineage: Eukaryota; Metazoa; Chordata; Mammalia; Eulipotyphla; Soricidae
Gene: CCDC50
Product: coiled-coil domain containing 50
Exons: 12
Coding region: 172-1617 (481 amino acids)
Cellular component (GO): cytoplasm
Molecular function (GO): ubiquitin protein ligase binding
Source: RefSeq, a predicted model, not a curated record
CCAUUUCCGGCCUCCGCCGCUCCGCUCUCGCGCCGGCCCGGGGGGCGUCGGGGAGCAGGUGGCCCCGCGGCCUUUGUCGCCGGGCGCCGCGUCCGGGACCUGCCGCUGCGUGCGGGGCCGCGCUCCCGCGGCGAGGUGGGUGGGGGGCGGCAGCCCGGAUCCCCGGCCGACAUGGCAGAAGUCGGCAUCGAUCAGUCCAAGCUGCCCGGCGUCAAGGAAGUGUGCCGAGAUUUUGCUGUCCUGGAGGACCACACCCUCGCCCACAGCCUGCAGGAACAAGAGAUUGAGCAUCAUUUGGCAUCGAACAUUCAGAGGAGCCGUUUGGUUCAGCAUGAUCUCCAGGUGGCAAAGCAGCUCCAAGAGGAAGAUCUGAAGGCUCAGGCCCAGCUCCAGAAGCGCUACAGAGACCUUGAGCAACAAGAUUGUGAAAUUGCCCAGGAAAUCCAGGAGAAGCUGACAAUUGAGGCAGAGAGACGGCGCAUUCAGGAGAAAAAGGAUGAGGACAUAGCUCGCCUAUUGCAAGAGAAGGAGUUACAGGAGGAGAAAAAACGAAAGAAACACUUUCCGGAGUCCUCUGGAGUCAGUGCUUAUGGAGAUAGUUACUAUUACGAAGAUGGAGACCAGCCUCAGUCAAGGAGGGCAAGGGAAUUGGGGUCUGGAUUCCCAAGGUCUUGUAGACUUGAAAGUGAUGAAAAAACUGGGAAACGGAGGAAGGAGAAAUUAAAACAUCGGCCGGAGAACUUGGAUGUGCCAGAAGAACACUCUUCAGCAGAGAAACCUCUGUCAUCCCCUAGUAGGGGGAGAGUCAGAGAACAUUCUCGAAUGGAUACUGAGCAUCAUGAAAGGAAACGGCCUGAUCUUGAACGGCCACGGAGACCACCCCUGCCCAAGAUCCACGGGGAGGUGUUUCUCAGUACUGAGUCUGAUGACUGUGAAGCGAACAGUGGCUCUCGAAUCUGGAAUAGGGACAAACAGUCCGGACACCCAGCUCGUCUUUCGCCCAAGUCCUUACAGAAAGUAGGGCUUCCUUACACGGAGGAUGUGUGUGGGAGAGACCGCGGGCAAGGUGAGCAAAAAGAGAGGAAACACAGGCCCAGGACUCCUCCCUUUUCAGAGAGUGAAAAAUGGCUUCGACCUCCUGGCACAGGAGUGAAACCAAGAGUGAUGAAAGACGCGGUCUCUACUUCAUCCCGAGUGGCCCAUAGAGAACAGGAAUGGUAUGAUGCUGAAAUUGCCAGAAAACUGCAAGAAGAAGAAAUUUUGGCUACCCAGGUCGACAUGAGAGCAGCUCAAGUAGCGCAGGAUGAGGAAAUUGCUAGACUACUAAUGGCUGAAGAAAAGAAAGCUUAUAAGAAAGCCAAGGAGCGCGAGAAAUCAUCUUUGGACAAAAGAAAGCAUGACACUGAUUGGAAGCCAAAAACAACUAAAUCUACACACUCAAAGUCAAAGGAGAGUGAUGAACCACAGCGUUCUAAGAAUGACAGGCCAGCACGACCACCACCACCUAGCAUGACAGAUGCCGAGGAUUUGGAUUACACCCAUUUUACAAACCAGCAGAAUUCCUCACGUUAUUUCUCAAAGUCGGAGUCCUCUCCUAAAGGUUUCCAUUAUAAGUAAGAACCAGGAAUCUGCUUUGAAAAUGGACUCAACUGUAGCCAGUAUUACUGGAGGAUUCAGAACGCAUUCCAUGCUUACUUUUCUUCUAUGGUUAUAGUCCUGAGAUGUAUUAUCCUCAAGUGUUCCUCUGACCAUGAACAGUGAUAGCUUAUUUAAAAUGUUUUGGUUAUUCAUAAUCACUUGGGCAGUCUUAAGAAAAUCUAGUUUCUGAUAAUUGGCCACCCACCUCCACACUGCACAUGCUUUCUGGGAUACGGUAUCUAAGAGCUCUGUAAAAUGCCAUUUUUGCUAGGUGUGAAGUGUUGGUUUCUAGGGCCUAGAUCUUAAUGAGCAAUUAAAAAUUUGGGCGAUAAACAUUAAAGUAAAACCUAAUAAUUGGAUGUAAUACAGAAUAAAAGGAUAUGUAAGAAGGA